CGAACGCGCGCCGCCGGUGCCCCCCGGUGUGGGCGUGUCCCCCGUGACGCAGUUCCGGUUCCGGCGCCGUCGCGGUGGCGGUGGAGCUGCGGCCGCCGCGUCGCUCCGGGCCUGGGCCGGCUCCCCCAAAACAGCACAAUGUCUGGAACUGAUGAUUUUUCGUUGGCAGAUGCUUUACCAGACCAGUCGCCUGCUAAAACCUCCAAAGUGAGCAGCUCCAAGCCUGGCCAGCAGCCGGGGCAGCCUCCGCAGGGCUGGCCAGCUUCCAACCCUUGGAAUAACCCCAGCGCCCCCCCUAUGACACCGACGGGACUACCACCAAACACAUCCGCUUCCAGCGUGCCCUUCGGACCUCCUCCCACGGGAAUGUAUCCUUCAAUGCCCCCGGGACCGCCUGCUCCAUUUCCUCCUCCUCCUACCGGACCCUCCUGCCCUCCUCCUGGUGGUCCAUAUCCACCCCCAACUGUGCCAGGUCCUGUCCCGCCAGGGCAGUAUCCGCCACCAAAUAUGCCCUUUCCAGAGCUUCCAAGACCUUACGGAGGUCCAACAGAGCCAGCUGCGCCUCCUGCUCCUGUUGGGCCAUGGGGAUCCAUGCCCUCUGGAGCAUGGGGACCAACAAUGGGAGGGCAGUAUCCUGCUCCCAGCAUGCCAUAUCCACCCCCUGGGCCAUAUUCCGCUCCUACCCAGACUCCAGGGGCCGCGCCGACGGUGCCGUGGGGCACGGUCCCGCCUGGAACGUGGGGACCUUCACCGCCAGGGCCAUUUCCUCCACCCACAGGAUCAUAUCCAGCUCCAGGACUAUAUCCUACGCCCCCUAAUCCUUUUCAAGUGCCAUCUGGUCCUGCUGGUGCUCCGUCAAUGCCUGGUGGUCCCCAUCCUUACCGUUGAACACAUUCUGGGCAACAAAAUACUGUAGUUUUCCACCUUCAUCCACUACUUACAGAGAUUUUUACAGUUUUUGUUUCAGUAAUGUUUGGGGCUAUGAAGAGUAUUGCCUCUUGUAUGUGCAUCUGAGGUAUGAAGGAGCAGUUUACAUCAAUUUACCUUGCUCAUAUGCUGGCGUAAUUGUUCGGUUCAAUAAAGUGAAUUACAAAGAGAAGAAAUCAACUAACAUCUGUGGUUCUUACCUUGCAAGCAUUCCUUGGAAAAAGAAAACGGGAGUUGCCAUCUAAGGAUUGUAAAGAAUCAGGCCCAUGGAGUUAAAAAAAAAGUUAAUUCUUAAAUUUCCAUUAAUGCUUUAAGUCUCGUUGCCAGACUCGUGCUGGCGACCGAACGGAUGGAUAGUCAUAUUUUGUCUAUUUUCAGGUUAUUCUAAAAUGUCAAUAAAUAAGGUGUUUCAACAUUUUAGUCAAGAAACCUAAUUCCUGAACGUGCUACAGUAACUGUAACGAGACAGAGCAUGUGAACUCCAAGGUUUUCUCAGCAUUUUGUACAUACUCAAACCAAUUCCUCAGUCUGGGACUACGGAGGAGAAGGAGCCGCGUUGGAGACCCUCGGUGUGACUUGUCGGCCACCGGGGUGUUGGUGUUCCCAAACAGGCGUUUCUGUGCAAGUGGAAUAACCUGGAUGUGCGGUUUUAACUUUGAAUCAGCAAAUGUGAGUUUUUGUGCAUGCCAAUGAGGACGUUCCCGUUGCCAGUUCUCAUUCUGUGGUGGUUGGAAGUUUGGCUUGGUCCGUGUAAAGAGAAACCGAUCCCCUCGUAGGUACUUCCCUGUUUCUGACCUGGGUUCUAGUCAUUUCAAAUUCUGACUUGGCUGCUGGGCUGUGCAAACCCAGCAGACUGUUUCGGAUCCCUGGAAACUGAACUCGAGCUUAAAAGGUGAAAAAAAAGCAAACCCCACCCUGACCAUCCCCUUCCCAGCAGUUUUUGGCACGACGGUUCCGUCGGCUACAGAGAUCCUUGUUGAGGAUGAGGGGGGCUCUCCUUGGGGUUCUGCUGGAUGUUAUCCUGGGAGCAGCCCCCUGUUCUCACCUGGGUGUGUGCAUACCUCACGGAGUCAGUGGAAUUUGGGAGAGAUUGAAUGUCAGGAAGCCUGUGCACUGCUGUGUAGCUGCCCCCCCGGCCUCCGAAGGGGCGCUGCCAUGAGUUUUCCUGUUCUUGCCAUAUCUGUGCAAAGCACAUCCAAGGGGUUUGCCAAGACACAGCCACGUGUCAGCCAGGAGUCCUGGCCCUCUUGGUGGUACUUCAUGGCCUGGGCUUGGGCCACAGACAGUUUGUUUCAUCCCCAGCUGGGGGAUCUCCUAACUUAGCCUCUGUGGGUAGAAUUAGGAACAGAUUUUCGCUUCACAUGGUAGCUCAUUAGGGAGUCUUUGUAUCAUGGAACUGUGAAAAUGAGUUUAAUUCUCUUCCAGUACCUUUGUGGCUUCCUGCAUGCAUGUGAUGGACAUCUUAAAAACACCGUGGGGUGACCUGGUGGUGACUCUUGUUGGUAGUUGUAGCCUUUAUGGCAAAAUCCUACAGUGUUUGUGCAGGAGGAAGCAGCCAGCUGAGCUAUGCCUGUUUUAAUCUAAUGCCAUGAAAACUGAUAGCAAAGGAAUGUGCAUUUUUUGUUUCAGGAAGGCAAUACUGGAGCUGAACAAAAAUACUUAACAUUUCAACUUAAAACCCAGCAACUUAACCUUAGGAAUAGGAACCAAAAGUAUGAGUCUCCACUAACCUUAAACAAACCCCAGUUGCCCCCCCCCAAGCAGUCUUGGGUUAGAUCUUGGCAAGACUAACUAAAAACUAACAUAAGAAACAUGGACUGCAUUUGCUGAAGUGCUUUUUUGAUACCUGCAGCCUUAGAGUGUAAAUCAAUGUAAUGAAAACACGUUUAUUCCAAAUGAAUGGAUCAUGCAGUAGCAGCACUCCAGCUGGAAUUGCACUGGCCGUAUGUCUCUGCAGGGAAUGGGAAGAGGUAGGAAAGCAAAAGUAGCAAGUAAUGCUUUUUGGAAAGGGGUUUUGUAAAAGUAACUAGACUUCUAGGUUCUUCCUGAAAUAGGCAGGAUUUAUUACUGGAACAUUUAGGCUAAAAUUCAAUAUAUAUGGGAUGUUUUUCAAUGUAUAUUCGUAUUUCUUGAGGUCAUGAAAACUGUUUCAUAACCCCUUUGUUUUUGUGAGCAGAGUUCUUUGCAUAGCAGUGAAAAGGGUAUUUCCUGUUAAUCUAUUGUGUAAAAACUCAAGGUGUCACUAUAUACCGUGUAGUAACUUUAUCACAUGUUAUGUCAAGUGUGAGCAACUUCUGGCCUGAAGCUUUUGCAAUGGAAUUUGUACAUUUCUAUGCAUCGUUUGAGUUCAACUGCUGAGAAGUUCGUUUUGACUUGUGCUUUGAGGUUGACAUACUGCAUUUGUUUACAAUACAGAAUAUAAGCAAUCACAUCUUUAAAGUAUAGAUUAUCACCUGCUGCUGUAUUUUCUUUAGAUGAAACAAAUAUUGCUGUAUGAUAGUGAGAAGCUAUAAAUACAGGAUUUGAUAUUUUUUUGAAAAUGCUGUCACUUUUGUAUAAGAUUAGACAUUAAACGUAUUUUCAAGACUGUUGUGUUCACUGUUUUUCAAUUCCUGCUUUUGACAUGCCUGUGUAGACUUUUGCCUUGAAUGAAUAGUAAAAAUAGGACAUCCUUGAUUUUGCAAAGCCUGAAUAUAAAAUCAGAAUUACUUGA
This is a messenger RNA of Pseudopipra pipra, 3640 nucleotides long. It is a transcript of the gene MAPK1IP1L, whose product is annotated as mitogen-activated protein kinase 1 interacting protein 1 like. Bases 139 to 888 code for a protein of 249 amino acids. The record is from RefSeq and is a predicted model, not a curated record. Lineage: Eukaryota; Metazoa; Chordata; Aves; Passeriformes; Pipridae. The transcript is spliced from 4 exons.